GCCAGUUCAGCUACCAAGGUUGUCUUGGCGGAUGGUUUUGGCUUGGACGCAUCCCUGGGCUUUGCUGACCAAGAGGAAGAGCGUUGGCCUGAGGAUGAUGAUGAUGAAGAUAAAGGCCAGCCCUUUGAUGGGCCUGAAGAGUUGAAAAGUAGUUUCGCUUCCGCCUCAGAGGGCAUUGAUGAAAACACAGAGGUGUCUCGUGCUGAAUGGGCCACUGCCAUGUUGAGCGUGGGCAUCCCUCGCGCGGCUGCCCUGGCAAGUUUCGAUGCUGUCCUGGAAGAACUGGGCGGCGGUGAGGUAAAAGUCAAAGACCUGGCUGCUGAGCUCAAUGGCAUGGGUGGCUCAGCAGGCGUUGGCGAGCUUCGUGAUCCAGUUGGGAAGGUGAAACAGGGUCAGGUGGAGCUCAUAGAUCUUGAGACACCAGCAGAGGAGGUAGAAUUUGAGCGAGAUUUAGCCAAGAGAACAGGCAUUGAUGGCUUGAUCUUUGACCUGAUGUAUAACGACAGACCUUUGGAAGAAGCUGCAGAGUUCUUUCCAAAAGCGAAGCUCUCCGAGCUUGAGAGAAAGGUGCUUGGUGAGAUGAGUGAAGAAGACUUGGUGAAGGCCGUGGCAAAGGGCUUUGAGUCCUCAGAGACCUUGAGCGCUGUGGCAUCAUGGCAGAGGGCCCGUGAGAAUUGCCAGCGUGAGAUUCAAGAGAUCAUCGACCGAUGCAAGAGUGAAGGCACGCAAUUCAUCGAUGACUCCUUCAACCCGUUGGAAAAUGAAUCAACGGUGUUGUAUGUGGACAAGAAAAAACCCGGCUAUGAUUGCACGGUAGACAAGCCGCAUGGCUGGAAAAGACCAGCAGAUCUAUACCAUUGGACAAAAGAAGGUUCUGUUGUCGCGCAGGAUGGUGCUCAGUGGUCAGAUGUCAAGCAGGGCUCCAUCGGGGACUGUUUUGCCGUUGCAGCCUUCGCAGCGAUGGCAGCCUGCCGGAAGUCUUUCUUGCGGCAGGCUUUGGUCGCAUAUGACAUGGAGGUCGGUGUUUAUGGUGUGAUGUUCUGCGAGGAGAUGCAUUUCACCUAUGAGAUUUUGGAUACUCUGUUUGGAGUAAAAGACGGCGGCACCCUGGCAUAUGCGAGGUCUCCUAACUGGGGAGGUGAGCUUUGGGUAUCAAUGAUUGAAAAGGCCUAUUUCAAACACAUGACGUGCCUCGAGAUGUGUGAUGGAGGAACAACUGCAGAGACCGUUUUCUCCUUCCUUGGCGGUGUGUGGGGAGUCUAUCCAAUCACAGAUACGGAUUUUAGCCAUCCAAGCAGGUAUUGGAAGAAAAUCAACACAGGACUUGAGAAUGGUGAGAUUAUGACGAGCGGGUUCCAUAAGCCCAGCAAGGGCAAGUACGCGCAUGGAGAGAGCGGACCAGAUGGCCAGUGUGGUGAGCAUGGUGCUGGAAUGGGCCUCGUAGAAGGUCACGCCUACUCGGUGCUGCGAUCAGGCGAAGUAGACGGUCACAAGUUGAUUUGCUUUCGAAAUCCCUGGGCACACAGAGAAUGGACAGGGCCCUGGUCUGAUGACUCAAGUAAGUGGACCGAUGAGCGGAAAGAGAAAUUGGGUCACAAGAAAUCGAACGACGGCGCCUUUUGGAUGGAAGAUGAGGAUUGUGUUCAGGUCCUGAAAAGGAUCCGCUUCAACCGGACUUUUGGGCCAACUUGGCAGUGCUGUGCUCAGUAUGGACAUUUUGGCAAAGCGCCACCCUACACGGCAAUGGCCAAGAAUAGCUACCGUGCCUGUGAGGAUGAUGAGAUCAGUUUCAAGCGCGGAGAUGUCAUUGAGGUCACAAAAGUUACGGGAGAGACAUGGCUCGUGGGAGUUCACAAGGAAACAGGGAAUAAGGGAUACUUCCGAAAGAAGGAUGUGGAUCUGAGAUGUGAAGAUACCUUCAAGUACGAGCUUACGGUAUCCAAUGUCUCCCCAGAUGCUCGCAUCAUUGUCGGUGUGUUUCGCCAGAACCAGAAGAAGAUGAGGGAGUGGUACAAGCGCAGGGAUGGCAUGCACUACAAAGAUACCGACUAUCCGACGGCAUACUUGCACAUCUAUGACGCAUCCGGCAAAAGGCUUGUCAAGCACAAACUUACGGACGACGACCGAUGUGGAUGGAAAUACUUGAAACCUUCAAGGGGGCCUUUCACCAUGUACAUCGCUUGCAAAUCCACCCAACACAAGCGCUUUGCCCUCUAUGCAUUUGCUCCUCAUGGGCAAUUGCGGUGGAAGCAGCUCGAGUGCGACCGUGGGAUCUUUGCGUCGGAGGUGGGAGGAGCAGGAGGCGCGGUGCACGAAAUUCGAGAGUUUAUCUAUGAUCAAACCCACACCGUCCUCAAUGAGUACUUCCACCUGGGCAAGGAGCUUUUGAGUGGAAAUCCCGAAAUUGCUGGAAAAAUCAUGGCAGUGGCCUCUACCGUUGGAGAGAUCAUCGACGCUGAGGGAAUCCGUGAUGUAGCUGAAGAUGCGGCCGAUCAGGUCAGGACAUUGAUGAAUUCUGACGAAGUUCAAAACGUGACAAGUCAGGUUGGUGAUCAGGCUCAGGAGCUUGCCAAUCAGGUUGGCAACUUGAUGAACAGGGCUUCCUCGUGGUUUGGUUGAAUGAAACGCACGGACCGAGACGUUCUUAAUUACAAUUAUGUCCAGUUUCCAAAGGAAAUUGUGAGCGUAUCACCUUAUGUUUUCUCUGAUCACGGGCAAGAAAGCUCGAUUCAGAAAAGCGCAAGCCGAGUAAAAUUGUUGCACAUUUGCAGCUUCAAGCUCUUCCUGUUCGAACGACACACCGUCACCUGCUUUUCAUCUUUGUGAACACGUGCUUGUUAACCACUCACAUGGAUUAUUUGUGAACGCGCUCAAGCAAGAGCUGUGGUGGGACACCUCCAUUUCUCGCUCAGUGAACAAGGCGACCCAGGCGACCCAGGCGACCCAGGCGAUGGCAUUUGUGUCUCUCCAAUCGGACUUCCGUGAUCCCAAGAGCCACUUGACCCAUUUCUGCCAUCGGUACUGCCAAAGACCCAUCGUUCAUGGCGAUGUGGAGUACUUCACAUAUGAGUCUCUGAACUGCAAGUUGCUCGCACAUUUUUUGGUUUCCAAUGCUUUUACUUUGUUCGAGAUUCAUUUUCUCGUGUCUCAGCCCACAUUUGUCCAAGACCCGUUUACAAGGUAGCAAUUGACUGCCGUCAGAUCCCGACCCAUGCUCAUCACUUUCGUGCCAACUCACUGAGCAUGGCAGUUUCACAGCUGCCUGUUGCUCUGAGCUAUGAAAUUUCUCCACGUGAUUGAUCCGAGGUUGAGCGAGCAGCACCACAGCUGCAACAGAUCAGGUUACUCAUAUUUAGUGCAGACAGAGGAACCUGGAGAAUAAGCCUUCAAUUGCGUGCAGCGCAGCCAUGAUAUAUGUGAUAUGAGCACGGUCCAGAUGAACCAAACUGUGCAAGCAUGUACCCAAUCACAUGUGCUCCAAACAUCGGCCUUGCAACAACACAAAGUCCAGGAGCCACAUCCUAGUAGCGUCCUUGCUCCUAGUAGCGAUGCCAGGAGUGCUUUCUCCAGAAGUGGAACACCUUUCUAAAGCCUUUCUGGUGAACACUUGAUAUUCACUGUUUGUCAUCACCAAUCUUCGUUGGUGACUUUACGGUGUCGGCACUUUGGCUGUUUCUCUGAGGUUCCAAGCUGUCGUGAUCCUGCACUGCAUGAAGGGCAAUGCCUUCCCUGGCCGUGUCAGCAACCAGAAAGAGGCAGAAUGG
This is a messenger RNA of Durusdinium trenchii, 3764 nucleotides long. The record is from the annotation of a GenBank genome assembly. Lineage: Eukaryota; Dinophyceae; Suessiales; Symbiodiniaceae.